Messenger RNA from Mauremys mutica (yellowpond turtle), 2312 nucleotides. RefSeq names its product family with sequence similarity 181 member B (gene FAM181B). The transcript has a single exon. NCBI's taxonomy places the organism in Eukaryota, Metazoa, Chordata, Testudines, Geoemydidae. The record is from RefSeq and is a predicted model, not a curated record. The coding region runs from base 255 to 1409 and encodes 384 amino acids.
AUGAACUCCCUUGGGGAGGGGAAAGCAAGUAGAACAGGAGCUGGUGUAGCGAUCUGUAGUUUGCCUUGGUGUCCCCUCCUAGGCAGCAGCAGGACCAAGGGUUUGCAGAGCACCCUGGCAGGACCAUGACACACACACACUGGGGCCACAGCGGACAACCUUUCACCAGGGGCAAAAAGUAGCUUCCCUGCCCAGGCGCUGAACGCACCAGCAGCUGCAGCAGCAGCAGCCAGGGGCAGAGGAGAAGGGAGGCGAUGGCCGUGCAAGCUGCUAUCCUCAACCCCCAUCACUUCAUCCCCUUCUGCUUCCCUGGCUCCGGGGGCCUGGCGGACUAUGUUGACCUUGAGAAGAGCUACGAGGACCGGGGAGCCGCUCUCCUGGGAGGAGGAGGCGUGGGGGGAGGAGAAGACCCAGGGGAUUUUAAAGAAGCCACCAGGGACCUGCUGAGCUUCAUAGACUCGGCGUCCAGCAACAUCAAGCUGGCGCUGGACAAGCCGGUCAAGUCCAAGAGGAAAGUGAACCACAGGAAGUACCUGCAGAAGCAGAUCAAGCGCUGCACGGGCAUCCUCGCCUCCGCCCCUGCAGCGCCAGCCCCGGCCGGGGGCCAGGAGCUGCCCAAGCGGCCGGCCCCGCCGGCAGGGGCCGCCUCGCCCCAGCCCUCCUGCCCGCCCGGCCCCGCCGGCCAUUGCAAGCCCCCUGCCAAGCGGGAGGCCUCGCAGGCGGCCAGCAGCCUGCAGAGCAAGAGCCUGGCCGCCCUCUUCGACUCCCUGCACCAGGGCCGGGCGGGCGAGAAGGGCCCGGCCGGCGGGGGCGGCAGCGGCGGGGGCGGCCCCCGCAAGGUGCCGCUGCGGAACCGCAACCUGCCGCCUUCGUUCUUCACCGAGCCGGUGGCGCCGCCGCCCCGCGCCCCGCCGCUCAGCGCCAGCCCCCAGGCGCCGGAGCGGGGCGGCGGCGGCAGCCCGGAGGCGGCGGACUUCUUCGAGCUGCUGGGGCCCGACUACGGCGGCCUCCUCCCGGAGCAGCCCCCCGCGCCGGAGGGUUUCCCGGCCCGCCUGGCCCCGGAGCUGGGCCUGGAGCCCGCCCUAUACGAGCCCCACCUCCCGCCGCUGCCCCCGCACCUGCUCGGGGGGCUGCUCUACCCCGAGCCCGCCUGGAGCCCCCCCGCCAAGAAGAGCCCCCCGGCGGCGGCGGCUUCCUGCAGCAGCUUGAGCUUGCCUGCCCUGGGGGCCCCGGGAGCGCCCAUCUACCCGGCCAGCUCGGACCCGGCCCCCGCGGGAGGCGAGGAGAGCCCAGCCCAGCUGGCCGCCGCCUUCGCGCCCUACUUCCCUGACUGCCCCCUCCCGCCUCCUCCCCCCAUGCCUUACGAGUACAGCGCCGCGUACAACAGGGUGGCCUAUUCCGGCCUCUAGGGGAGGCUUGGGGUGGAAGGCAGGGCCGUAGGCUGCUUGUAACGGACCAGCUGGCAAAAAGCCCAGAUCACUUUAAUUCCCCUCCCUUUACACUGUUUGACUUAGGACAAUAAACUCAGAAAGAAAACAGGAGGGGAGGAGGGGGGCGCUGUGGAAUGGGGAUCGUUCCCACUUAGCCCUUAAUCCUGGGGCUGGGUUAGACCUGAUGAUUGCCAGCCUGAGGGGUUUCUGUCCAUAGCCAGAGUGUUUUGGUUUGGUUACUAGUCCUGAUUCUUCUCUCCUAUACACCAAUGUGACUCCAUUGAUGUCAGUACAGUCAAGGGCCUGAUCCAAAGUCAAUGGGAGUCUUUUCACUAACUUCAGGGGGCUUUGGGCCAGACACUAGUGCCACAGAGAAAAAGGUCAAGCUCUUUAGCUGCAGUAAAUUUAGGGCCAGAUUUUGCCAUAGAGCAUAAUACCUGACUCUGCUAGUAGUCCCACUGAAAAUAAUGCGACUGUUUUGUAAGAGUGGCAGAAUCUGGCCUUUAGGUUUUUAUUUGCCUUCACAUUCUGAACAGUCUCCCCUCUCCUUGUUUGGGUUCUAUCACUGCACAUAAUAAAAAUGUAAGCUAUUUUAUUCUUUCAGGUGUUUUUAUAGCGCACAGUAACUACAUGUUAGCAUUUAUUAGAGAUAUGUUUUUAUUUUACUAUAGGCAAAUGCAAUUGAUUUACAUGUCUUAUGUUACAUUGCAACGGGGGCUACUUUUUCUUUAAAGCAGCCGUGACCAAUUGUAAGUGACUUGAGUUUAAAAGUAAAACUCAGUUGGCUCUUACAGUGUAUUUAAAAUCUUGUCCCACACUUGUGUGCGUCAUAAGUGCUGGCAGAUUUUCAACAGAGGACACAAACAAGUGCAAAAAAUAAUU